UCCCCUCUCGCUCUUCCACGAUGCACUUGUCAACUUGUUUCCGUCGUUGGACUUGUCGCACCUCUCUGACUCCCGGUCAAUCGAGACGCAUCUCGCGUUAACGCACGGUCGUCGAGAAAAGUCUCUUCGUUUGCGCGCUGGUACAUGCACGUGUGUGUGUGUGUGUACGCGACGUACGACGCAGAGAGCUCGCGGAGGAUGCAGCGAGUCGCGCGCGACGGAGCGUAUCGACGCGACCCGCGACGCACGAGGACCGUCGCGGUCCCGAGGAAUCACAGCGCCGCUUCACCGCGCGCGACUUUACAUGAUCGUCCCGAUUCGCCGCGCCCGUGAUGCGGACGGACGUGUGUUACCGGACCGACGUGCACGUUUUCGCUACUGCGCGCUACGCAUCGCGCAACCGCGCCACUCAUUGGCCCUCGCACAUUCACCGUUCAGGCCCGUAUCGAGCGAACGUUCGCUCGGUACCAUUUUGAAUAAAGGCGUCUCUUCGAUCGAGCGAAGCGACACGGCCCUGAUCUCGACGAGAAUCUCGUCUUUCAUUUCUUAUCGUCGUUUUUUUCCGUCUUGCACAAAGUAGUAUCCAAGUGUCGAUCUUAUCUCUUUUUUUUUUUUUGCCUUUUCUUUACCACUCGAUCGAUACAGUCGAAAUAUCGCUUACUGUUAUUUUCCUCAAAGAGAAUUGUAUAUUCUCUAAUUGUACGUAUCGAUUUUUCCUUAUUGAUAAUCAAGGUCAAUGCGCGCGACGACGUUGUGAUCAAACGAUGUCUCGGCAAAGUAAGAAGAAAACGAUUGGUUUUUUUCCCGGAGAAGGAAACUCCUUCCAAGGAAUGCGUAAAAUUUGGACUCGCGCGUAAACAAAGUAACAUUGCGUAAAGUUUCAAAACGAAAUUCAUUCGUUGAUAAGAAAUUUAUCACCACCGAUUCGAUAACGCCGUUGGUUUAUUACCUUCAAACGAACGAACGAGAUGCGUCUCGUUUUAUCGGAGACAUCGGGUUUUAUCGUUUUCCGAACGUGAUGACCUUCGUGACUCGGCCAGCUCGUUUCAGUUCGUGAAUCAGUAGCAAGUGAGAAAGGCGCGCGAAACCUUGUCGUGCGAUGUUUUCCGAAGUAUUGCCCUUUGCAAGCAAAUACUUUACCUAUUUAUCAAUCGUCGUCAUCUCGUAUGUUGUGCUCGUCGAGCUCUACAAAUGGUCGGCUAGAAGAACGAGUGAGACGCGCCCAUUCAUGGAAUUCGACGAAUCCACGGAUUCAGACAAAGAGACGAAACUGGCAGCAGAACCUGCCUUACCAAAGGAUCUCAAGCACAUACCUUAUCAAUAUGUUAUACGAUCCCCGAUGGAAUCGUUGAUUCGAGUGUCAGAAUUUUAUGAAACAGUCGCUGCGAGGCGAUCUUUGAGGUUCUUCAGCACGGAUCCAGUUCCAAAGGAAAUUAUUCGUGAGAUUAUAAAGGCCGCAGGUACCGCACCCAGCGGCGCUCAUACAGAACCAUGGACCUUCGUUGUCGUGUCGAGUCCGUCUGUGAAAUCGCAAAUUAGGUGUAUUGUGGAGCGAGAGGAGGAGAUCAAUUACAAAAAGAGGAUGGGCGUAAAGUGGACGACCGACUUGUCGCCGUUGAGGACCAACUGGAUAAAGGAAUACCUCACCACCGCGCCGUACUUGAUACUCGUGUUCAAACAAGUCUACGGUAUUUUGUCGAAUGGACAGCGGAAGAUCCACUACUAUCACGAAAUGAGCGUAUCCAUCGCCUGUGGAAUUCUUAUUACUGCUAUACAGUACGCUGGCUUGGUGACGCUUGUGUCCACCCCGUUAAAUUGCGGGUCAGCCAUACGCAAUCUUCUCGGACGUUCAUCCCACGAGAAGCUCGUCUUACUAUUGCCAGUCGGUUAUCCAGCCAAAGACGCCACCGUUCCCGAUUUGCAGCGAAAACCUCUAUCGGAAAUCUUAGUCGAGGUCGACUGACACGUUACAUAGAUAAGAGAAUCGUGAGGACUCGACGAUUUAUUUCCUCUUAGAUCUGUCGCUUACUCGGAGGAGUGGGAAUAUCUGAAAUGAAUGAAGGCAAACGUACAUUUAAGUGUUGUUGAUGCUAUUUUUUAUGAAAAAUGUUGUAUAUUUUUUCCGGAUACUAACUUUCCCUUAUAUAUUUUACAUUACAUUUUGUAGAGUAUAGCAGUUAUUUACUAAAAUUGUGUAGUAGUGUUUCUUGGCUUAAAAUAUCACUGCCAAUAUUACAAACAAAUCGUAAUGCUGAAAAAGAAGAGCUGAUCCCUGAAAAGUAGCACCUGUUCGUAUAUACACAAAGUAUAUAUUGUGUACUCUCUCCCUUCCUCCCGCGCAGUUGAAAAAUAUACAAUGGCACACGCAAUGACACUCUAUUCUAAACUUGGUAAAUCCGGUUUGUAUAAACUAGUGUUUAUUCAACUUUGCAUACAGAACGUUAAAAAUAAGCGAUAUAAAAUAUAAAUCCGUCAUUUUAAUACAGAAGAAAAAUUUAAAAGAAUGUCGGUUAACGACACACAGAAAGUAAUACAAUCAGAUUGGGAACCGAGAGGGUUCACGUUAAAGGAUAUCAAAUAUCACCACAGCUUCUUAAAUUAAGUACAUCCAAGGUAUAAAAUGUAAAAAUACUGGGCUAAUGUGUGAGACGAAGAACAUGUAGAAUAUAAUCUUUUCUGCGGUAUCGCAAGUAUAUGAAUGAUAGCUAUUACAGCCGCUACUAACAGUUCUAUGUUAUUAAGUGUAAAAGCUUUAGUAUCAUGAUACAUACAAGAUAAACAGAUAAUAUUCUAUUUAUCAUUAUUUAUGAAACAGAUACUAUAUUAAUAUCAUGACUUUCUAAUGAAUAUGAAUUUUGUCGUAUUUCUCUACGAGACUUGACUGACGAGCCAAGCCGAUAGCGAGGAGCUAAGAGAGUUAGUGUGAAAAAUAAACUCGAGAUCGCCAAACUUUCUUUUUUAAAUUUAAGCAACCAUAAAGAAAGAAAUCAAUAUUUGUAAUAAUAAUAAUAUCAUUGACUAAGAGUAAAAGUAGUCUAGAACUAGGAGAGUAUUGUCCUAUUUAGCGAUCUUUAACUAUGUUUCUAUCGUUCGUUUACUCUUGACAUCGCUGUCGAUUACUAAAAUGAGCAAAAAAUACACUUUAUUCUCAGUACGAAGUCUAACUUUGUCGGUAAAUCGAACUCUUUGUCUUUAAAAUUAUUAAUCUCUGUGUUCUUGCUUUACAGAACUUUGUAGACAGUCGGUUACGACUAGAGAUGAGACCGAGUGCAAUAUGUGUAUCAGUGUAUCGAUACCAUUCGAUAACCAAAUCUCAUAUUUCGCUCGAGUCAAAUAAUACUCGAAGGAGGAUUGUGGACGUAAUGAAAGGAAUGAGGAACAAGGAAUUAAAUCUCGACAUAUGGAUAACUAUGCAUCAAUCCACAAUAAAGAAAUAGAGAACUGGGAUUAGGAGGUCUUACAGCUUGUGUGCUUAUAGGGCUUUGACCGGAAAUAACCCUCUAACCGAUAUACAAAUAAAAGAGUUAGAAUCGAUCAUUUUCAAGAAAGAGAUGUCCUUCAGACGUCUUUUAAUAUUCUCCGGGGAAGUUUAUCAGAAAAUAGUGGUGAUCUCGUUUUAAAACGUCCUUAUAUACAUACAUCUUGUUCUCUUGUGUUUUAAACUACAGCUUAUUUCUAGUACCUUAUUCCCUACAUUUAAUUCCUUGUGUUCCUCCUUCCAUUAUGUCUGAGCCCUAAAUUUACACGCGCGCCCACAUCACGUACUUCAAGAAAGUUGCUACAAUCAAGUACAUAUCAAAUUAUAUCGAUACAAUGUGCGAAACUUUAUAAAAUAUAUUCGUCAGUGUUGUUUUACCGUCUCUUCGUAUAUAUAUCAAGUAUUUGUACGUGUUAUAUAAUUGGAAAUACCAGUGAAAGGCUCAAAUAUA
This is a messenger RNA of Dinoponera quadriceps, 3929 nucleotides long. It is a transcript of the gene Iyd, whose product is annotated as iodotyrosine deiodinase 1. Lineage: Eukaryota; Metazoa; Arthropoda; Insecta; Hymenoptera; Formicidae. The coding region runs from base 1100 to 1963 and encodes 287 amino acids. The record is from RefSeq and is a predicted model, not a curated record. Gene Ontology annotation, molecular function: oxidoreductase activity. The transcript has 4 exons.